ACCCGUUGGUUUGUUUCCGGAAGUUCGACUGUUUUUAAUGGAUGCUUUUUGUGUUGCCUGUCUAGCUAAGUAGCAUGCCAACUAUCAUAGCCUUACUUUCUCUCCAUACAUCUGGUAUUUAUAUUUAUUAGAAUAGCCUCAUAUACAGUAAGUACUACAGCUUAUAUCUCAAAAUGGUAAAACAAUUGCAAUAGGACAGUUAUUGGGGGAGGCAAAAGCGGUUUAGUUACCAGUAUAUUUUCUGCUAAGGUUAGCUAAUGAGCUAGCUUCAUAUCAUUUUGAUAGACUGAAUCGUAACACUGACCAACCUGAACAAAAGUAGGUAAUCUUUACGAUCUCAUAACUGUAGCUAGCUACACGUAGACAGUUUGCCAUGAUGUCUGAAGCCAUCGUAACCUUCCAGUCUCAGCUCUCCGGGGUCAUGGAGACGGUCCUAAAGUCAGCCAUAUACGAGAUCACCAGGCUGGUGGAGGAUAGUUUCCUGGAAGAGGUGUUCCGGAACCGGGAGCAGGUCGAGUCGCUGAAGAAGCGGCUGCAGUGGUCGGAGAACAGUCGCAAGGAGAGGGAUAGAGAGGGAGGCCAGAGGGGGAAGUGUGCGGACUGUGGGAGAGCUGACGUGGAGACAAGCUCUGGAACCUCACAGACAGGUGUGGAGAGGGGGUGUGGCCUGAAGCAGGAGAAGGUAUCAGGGGAGGAGUGGACCAGCUGUGGGGGCGUGGCCGGGGAAACAACCUUCCAUGACCUGGAGGAGGCUGAGGCCACCAGCCCUAGGAAAAUCUCUGAGUCCACAGAGGUCGGAGGUCAGAAGCUGGACAGUCUGCUGAAAGAGGAGCCUCUCCACAACACUGAGCUACGGGAGAGAUGGGAGUUCUGCUUGGACGGGGCCGACGGUUCGGACGUCUCGGGGCCCAGUAAGAGUUUCAGUGAGCAAGCACUGCAGCAGUGCCAGGCUGACUGGGGAUCUGUUCUAGACCAGGGGCCUAAACCUCCGGGCCCCGAGGGAGACGCAGGGGAUCCCACCGACCCGCUCUACCGCCCUCGUUACAGCAUGAAAGAACUGGUGGGCGGCUUUGAAAAGUCUGGUUGCGACGGAAGUGGUGGUGGCGGCCAUCUUGCAGACAUAGAAGGGCUGGAUAGGUUUCCUGGUUCUCCGUCUCGUCUGGGGGCGAUGAGCUACGGAGCUCUGGGUCACUACCAGGUGGACCUGGGAGGGUCUGAGGGGGGAGACCAUCACCAUCGCUCCCACAUGCCUGACCCCCAUCAGAGCCAGAGGGAGCAGGUGGGGUCGCCAACGCCAUCCCCCCACCCAGAGGUGGGAGAACGGAACUGCCUGUUGAUAAACGAGGAGGGGUACCUGCAGGACUCCAGCGUCUUGUACCCUGAACACGGUGUCCCAGAGUCAGGUAGUAGAGCCGGCCACAGGGGGCUAACCUCCAUCCACUCUGGAAGCUCAGCCCACAACAACAACACAGAGAGCCUGUAUGAUGCCGCUGACGACUUUGGACACUCUUUAAACCUCAGAGAUCGUUCACAAGAGCAGGUAACAGGAAGAGUGAGAGGAGGGGGGAGGUGUCACGCCUGCAAUCAAUGCACCAAGACCUUCCCAGACUCCGUUUCUCUCAAGGCCCACAAGCAGAAACACGAAAUGGGUAGAGGGUUGAGCACAGAGUCAGGGUCUGGACCUCAAUACUCGCGCACCCAGUGCGGAAAGACCUUCACCCAGGCCUGCAACCUCAAGGUCCACCAGCGGGUCCACCAGGCAGAGGGACUUCACCUCUGCAGCCAAUGCGGCAAGGGCUUCACCUCCUUCUCCGACCUGAAGAGGCACAAGUGCAGCCAGACCACAGACAAGCCCUACUGCUGCUCCAUCUGUGGGAACAAGUUCAAUCGGCUCUGGAACCUCAAGCUGCAUCAGCGCAUUCACACACAGGAGAAACCUCACCGCUGCACUAUGUGUGACAAGCGCUUCACACGGGCAGACAAUUUGAAGGUGCACCAGCGUAUCCACACUGGGGAGAGACCGUACUGCUGCGCUGUAUGUGGACUCCGCUUCAAACAACUGGACCAUCUGAAGUCACACCAGCGCAAACACAGGCCGGAUCUCCUGAAAUGAAUUUGUUUAAAAAAAUAUAUACAGUACCAAUCAAAAGUUUGGACAUGCCUACUCAUUCAAGGGUUUUAUUUAUUUGUACUAUUUUCUACAUUGUAGAAUUAUAGUGAAGACAUCAAAACUAUGA
Messenger RNA from Oncorhynchus mykiss (rainbow trout), 2237 nucleotides. RefSeq lists its product as uncharacterized. Gene Ontology annotation, biological process: regulation of gene expression. Gene Ontology annotation, cellular component: nucleus. NCBI's taxonomy places the organism in Eukaryota, Metazoa, Chordata, Actinopteri, Salmoniformes, Salmonidae. The record is from RefSeq and is a predicted model, not a curated record.